This is a messenger RNA of Didymosphaeria variabile, 2658 nucleotides long. RefSeq lists its product as uncharacterized. The transcript is spliced from 9 exons. Gene Ontology annotation, molecular function: metalloaminopeptidase activity; peptide binding; zinc ion binding. Bases 1 to 2658 code for a protein of 885 amino acids. Gene Ontology annotation, cellular component: cytoplasm. Gene Ontology annotation, biological process: proteolysis; peptide catabolic process. The record is from RefSeq and is a predicted model, not a curated record. NCBI's taxonomy places the organism in Eukaryota, Fungi, Ascomycota, Dothideomycetes, Pleosporales, Didymosphaeriaceae.
AUGGCAUCCGAUAGAGAUGUUCUGCCCUCCUGGGCGAAACCCUCCCACUACGACGUUUCCAUCCACGACAUCGAGUUCGGCGGCAACUUCACCUACCAAGGCACGGUUGCGAUCAAGACGAACAUCAACAAGGACGAUGGCUUCAAUGAGCUUGUGCUCAACACCCUUCAGCUCAAGGUCCAUUCCGCUGAGCUGAAGACAUCCAAGGGAAGCAAUGACGCAAAGAACUUCUCGUACGACGAGAAGCGCCAUCGCGUAACUCUGGACUUUGGAGAGAAGAUACAAUACUCCGGGGAAGCUACGCUGACACUGAAGUUUGAGGGAGCCAUCAAUAACAUCAUGGCCGGCUUCUACCGCUCCAAAUACAAGCCCCAGGGCGAGGUGCCAGCUUCUGUCGCCAAAGAUGACGAAUUCCACUACAUGUUCAGCACCCAGUUCGAAUCAUGCGAUGCACGUCGAGCCUUCCCUUGUUUCGACGAGCCCAACCUCAAAGCCACCUUCUCCGUCUCGCUCGAAAUACCAGAGGACCUCACUGCGUUGAGCAACAUGCCCGAGAAGGAGACUAAGCCAAGCAAGAGGGACGGCUUCCACACUGUAGUGUUUGAGCCUACUCCUGUCAUGUCGACCUAUCUCCUUGCGUGGGCAAUCGGAGACUUCGAAUACGUCGAGGCGUUCACAAAGCGACAGUACAACGGCAAGAACCUACCCGUGAGGGUCUACACCACCCGUGGGCUCAAGGAACAGGGACGCUUUGCGUUGGAGAACUGUCAUAAGAUCGUCGACUACUUCUCUGAGACCUUCCAGGUUGACUAUCCUUUGCCCAAAGUCGACUUGCUUGCAGUCCACGAAUUCUCACACGGCGCUAUGGAGAACUGGGGUCUCAUCACUUACCGCACGACCGCUGUUCUCUUCGACCCCAAGACCUCUGCAGACAGCUACCGAAAUCGCGUUGCUUACGUUGUAGCACACGAGCUUGCUCACCAAUGGUUCGGUAAUCUAGUCACCAUGGACUGGUGGAGUGAGCUUUGGCUGAACGAAGGAUUCGCCACCUGGGUGGGUUGGUUCGCCAUAGACCACCUUUAUCCCGACUGGAAUGUUUGGGGACAAUUUGUCACUGAAUCUGUCCAAACAGCAUUCCAACUCGAUUCGCUACGAACGUCCCAUGCUAUCGAGGUACCCGUUAGGGAUGGUCCAGAGGUUGACCAAAUCUUCGAUCACAUCAGCUACCUGAAGGGAAGCUCGGUCAUCCGCAUGUUGAGCUCCCACCUCGGCGAAAAGGUCUUUCUACAAGGAGUGGCAGACUAUCUCAAGAAGCAUCAGUACUCGAAUGCGACCACGAACGACCUGUGGUCUGCCCUCAGCAAGGCCUCUGGUAAGGACGUCAACAGCUUCAUGGACAACUGGGUCCGCAAGAUCGGCUUCCCUGUGGUUACUGUAGCCGAAGAGCCUGGACAGAUCGGCCUUCGUCAGCAGCGAUUCCUACUUGCCGGAGACGCUAAGCCUGAGGAGGAUGAGACUGUCUGGUGGAUUCCGUUGGGUCUGCAGACUGGCGAUUCUAUAACCGCAGCUUCAACGCACAAGACCGCUGCGUUGACGGAGAAGGAAACCACCAUCCGAGAUGUCAAUGAAUCUUACUACCAGGUCAACAAGAACCUCACUGGCUUCUACCGGACCAACUACCCCCCAGCACGCCUCGAGAAGCUCGGCGAAGCCCGCCAGAACCUUACCGUUGAAGAUAAGAUCGGUAUCAUUGGAGAUGCCUACGCCAACGCUGUUGCCGGUUACGGAUCAACAGCAGGCUUGCUUGCUCUUGUGAAGCGGUUCCAGGACGAGCAGGAGUACUUGGUUUGGGCUCAGAUCAUCAACAAUAUCGGCACCGUGCGCAGCGUGUUCUCCGGUUCUCAGGAUGUGAGCGAUGCGCUAAAGAAGUUCGAGCUCGAACUACUUUCGCCUGCUACUGAGAAGGUUGGCUGGGAGUUCCCUGAGGGCGAGAGCUACCUCGUGGGUCAGCUUCGGGCGCAACUCACUACUACCUCCGGUUUACUCGGCCACAAGGCUACCGUGGACGAGGCUUUGCGCCGCUUCGACCUUUACAUCUCUGGAAAAGACAAGUCUGCCAUCAACCCAUCGCUCCGCAGGACUGUAUUCUCCGUCGCAGUCAAGGAACGAGGAGAGUCCGCCUUCGAAGCUAUCAAGAACGAGUUCCUCACCACAUCAUCUAUUGACGGCAAGGAGAUCUGCCUGCGUUCUAUGGGUCACGUACAGACACCGGAACUCGCGAAGAAGGUCCUUGAUUUCAUCUUCUCUGACAAAGUUGCGAUGCAGGACAAGCAUAGUGGCACGAUCAUUCUGGCCAAUAACGCGAAGGUUCGCCCCGAAGUGUGGAACUUCAUCCGUAAUAACUGGGACAGCAAGAUAUACCCGACUCUAUCAGGCAACUUGGUUGUACUUGAGCGCUUCCUGCGUUUCGGUCUGAACAAGUUUGCAGACGACAAGGUUGCGGAUGAAAUCGCAGCAUUCUUCAAGGGCAAGGAUAACCGGGGCUAUGACAAGGGCUUAGAGGUUAUCGAUGACACUAUCCGAAGCCACGCCAAGUACAGGAGCCGGGAUGAGGGUGUCGUACGCGAGUGGCUCAAGGCAAACGGCUACAUGCAGUGA